Molecule: messenger RNA, 1323 nt
Organism: Wyeomyia smithii (pitcher-plant mosquito)
Lineage: Eukaryota; Metazoa; Arthropoda; Insecta; Diptera; Culicidae
Gene: wal
Product: electron transfer flavoprotein subunit alpha, mitochondrial
Exons: 3
Coding region: 151-1140 (329 amino acids)
Cellular component (GO): mitochondrion
Molecular function (GO): flavin adenine dinucleotide binding; electron transfer activity
Source: RefSeq, a predicted model, not a curated record
CUAAGAAAAUGUCAGUCAUUCAAACGCUGCAAGACUAAAAAGUGGUAUUGUGGUUGAUUCGUUUUUUGGAAAUCACGUCCGCAACACCGCAACACUUUCAUUUAUUUCAAUUUAGUUAGCUUUAAUUGAUUGUUGUAUUUACUGAUCGAAAUGUUUGCCAGAUAUUCAACUAGCAUUGCACGCUCUGCAAAGUUAUGCCGGUUCCAAAGUACACUGGUACUAGCCGAACAUAAUAACGAGGCUUUAAAUCCAAUAACAUCUAACGCUGUAACAGCGGCUAAGAAGUUGGGCGGUGAAGUUACGGUCCUAGUAGCUGGUACGAAAGUGGGAAGCAUUGCAGAAGCUGCUGCCAAAUUAGAUGGAGUUAGUAAAGUCUUGGUUGCUGAAGGAGAUGCCUUUAAAGGUCUACUGGCGGAGUCGGUAACGCCAUUGGUGUUGGCCACUCAAGAAAAGUUAAAAUUCACGCACAUUGUCGCGGGGGCUUCCGCUUUCGGUAAAGCGGUUUUGCCACGGAUCGCCGCUAAACUGGAUGUAUCUCCAAUUUCGGAAAUUAUCGAAGUUAAAUCAGCGGAUACGUUUGUUAGGACAAUCUAUGCUGGUAACGCAAUUCAAACUAUUAAAUCUAAAGAUGCUGUAAAAGUUAUCACUGUUCGAGGCACAAACUUUGAAGCAGCUGGUUCCACAGGAAGUGGCACAGUAGAAAAAGUAGCCGAGAGUGAUUUUAAAAAUAGUUUGACCGAAUUCGUGAGCCAAGAACUAACUAAAUCAGACCGCCCUUCAUUGACUGCAGCUAAAAUUGUGAUCUCUGGCGGACGCGGCAUGAAAUCCGGUGAUAACUUUAAAAUGCUCUAUGAUCUGGCUGACAAAUGGGGCGCUGCUGUAGGAGCUUCCCGUGCUGCCGUCGACGCUGGCUUUGUUCCAAACGAUUUACAAAUUGGACAAACGGGAAAAAUAGUUGCGCCCGAGUUGUAUAUCGCAGUCGGUAUUUCUGGUGCUAUUCAACAUUUAGCGGGUAUGAAGGACUCGAAAACUAUUGUAGCAAUCAACAAGGAUCCAGAGGCUCCAAUUUUCCAAGUGGCAGAUUAUGGCUUAGUAGCUGAUUUAUUCAAGGCAGUACCAGAGAUUAAUGAAAAAUGUUAAUCACUAUUGCACAAUACAGUUGUUACUAACACUGACUCUACUAGCAAUGGGCAAUUCGGAACAUGCAAUUGAAUGGAAAAAAUCGUCAGAAAUAAAAAUAUUUUUUAAAACGAAUGCAUUUCCUUAGAUUAUUUUUGAAAUAAAAUGAAAUUUUGUAGCGCUAAAGACUUCUCGUUACCUAAA